UCUUCUUCUUCCUGCUGCAGCCGAGAAAAAAAAAAAAAAAGGGAACCCGGCACCAGCCCUUGAGGAAACCGGUAGAGAGCUUGAUUUUAUCCUUCUUUUCUUGCUCAAGAGCAAGAUUGGAGCCUUCAAAUCCUUCCCCCCCUGCUGGAAAAUCCGGAUCUGCCUUGCUCUGUCCGCCGGCUGCUCUUGAUUGUGGGCGAAUUCUGGGCAAUUUCUGUUCCGUGAGCUUCCCCCUGCAAUUGCCGCCGGUCUUCUUCUCCCUGCAGUCCGGUUCUUUGCUUGCAAAAUUCUGGUUCUUGAUUCUUGGGGUACUUUAGUACGUGAAUUGAGUGCUCAGUUUUAUGCGAUUUGAGUUUCAUUCAAAGAAAAAGGGAGGGCAAAAAGGAAAUUUUACGAAGAAGAUUGGAAAUGAAGAUGAGAAAAAGGACUCAAUUGAAGAAAUGAAAAGUUGGAGGGGUGAAAUGCAAAGUCUAGCCCAAAACCCUUCAAGCCCAAUCCAAAACCCACCAAACUCAAACCCAAUUACCCAAAACCCAAAACCCAAACCCAAAAACAAAACCCAAAACCCAUUUAACAAAAAAAUAAAAAAAUAAAAAAAUAUAUAUGGAGCUUUCUUCUUCCUUCCCCGCCCCGGUUUUAUCCUUUCCUUCUCUCCCCCCAAACCCACCGGCAAUCACAUGCCCAGCCAUCACCAUGCCCUAACCCCCUUUCUCACCGAGCCUGUGCCCCUAACCCCCCUCUGCACGAACCAACCUCUGCCUCCCUCUGCACCGAAUCAGCCUCCUCUGCUCUCUGCAGCCCAGAUCCCCUUUGCUCUGCCCUGCACCGAGCUAGCCAUCAUCACCCCUCACUGCCAGCCAUCAUGCUCCUGCACCUCCCUUGCUUCUGCGCCCAAAUCCCAUGCCUUCUGCGCCAAAUCAACCCCUCCCCAUCACCGGCAAUCAUGCCUCUCCCUGCACCGAACCCACGCCCCUCCUCUGCGCCUCACUGCCGGCAAUGAUGCCCCCUACACGCCCGAGCCAUCAUCAGCACUCCACGCCCCUACCUGCCUUGCACCCGAGCCUUGCUCCUGCGCUUGACCGUGCCUUCUGCUCCCAGAUAUCCCCUCUGCGCGCCUGAUCCUGCAAUCACGCCCCUGUUGCUUGCACGCCAGCCACUGCUGCUG
Messenger RNA from Rubroshorea leprosula, 1165 nucleotides. The record is from the annotation of a GenBank genome assembly. NCBI's taxonomy places the organism in Eukaryota, Viridiplantae, Streptophyta, Magnoliopsida, Malvales, Dipterocarpaceae.